Molecule: messenger RNA, 408 nt
Organism: Mesocestoides corti
Lineage: Eukaryota; Metazoa; Platyhelminthes; Cestoda; Cyclophyllidea; Mesocestoididae
Source: the annotation of a GenBank genome assembly
AUGUCCGAGAAUGUUCUCAUCAGGACCAGAAAGUUUAUGUCUAACAGACUUCUUUCCCGCAAACAAAUGAUUUUGGAUGUAUUUCAUCCUGGGCGACCUGUACUUUCCAAAAAGGAAAUUCGGGAGCGUCUAGCGAAGAAGUAUAAAACAACGCCGGACGUUGUUUUUGCCUUUGGCUUCCGCACGAAAUUUGGUGGUGGAAAAUCCUCUGGAUUUGUUAACGUGUAUGAUUCCCUUGAUCACGCUAAACGAUAUGAGCCCAAAUUCAGGCUUGCCCGAAAUGGCCUCAUUGAAAUCAAGAAGGAAUCCCGCAAACAGCGUAAGGAAAAGAAGAACAAGUUAAAGUUAAUCCGCGGUACUGCCAAGGUGACUGGCGUCGAUAAGAAGAAAAAGAAGAAGAGGAAUUAA